Messenger RNA from Gongylonema pulchrum, 327 nucleotides. The record is from the annotation of a GenBank genome assembly. Lineage: Eukaryota; Metazoa; Nematoda; Chromadorea; Rhabditida; Gongylonematidae.
AUAAAACCCAGCGUGAAAGUAAACACGUGUUGGUCAGCGCCAGGAAACACCUACAGAGAUGAAGUGGGCUUCGAGAGCGAUGACGACGAUGACCUCGAUUUGUCCAGACCCUCGCCAUUCAAUUGCUGUUGUGCGGAUCUUUCCGACUAUGAUGAACAGGCACGAAAAAGCAUAUUGGAUUUUAGUGGUACAGGCCGCUUCCGCAUUCCGGGCAAACAGUGUCCCCGUGUGAUUUCAGAAGCUAACUCCCUGUCCAUGUACGAUGCUACGCCAUCACCUCAUCGGUCCUUUUUAUGUUUAUUAUGCAGCUGCUGCUGUCCAUGCUAA